AUGACGUCAUCAGGAACUUCCAAUGCUUUCAGGACUCUGAUGUGCCAAUCAAUGGGUGCCGCACAGAGUGCCGACCAAGAAGCACGUCCCGAAGUUGUACGCAUCGAUCGGAGCGAAAUUCCAGAGGAAUACAAAACUGUCGGCGUGUCAUCAGAUGUCGUGAAACGUGUCAAUGCUACCAGAGUCGCCGGAAACGACGGUGAAAGUGAUCGUCUUAGGCAAGAAUUGGCUCGUGAGCGUGAAGAAAAAGCCAGAUUAAGGGAGGAUAUGGCAAAGUUGAGCCAGUUGCAACAGAGGAAAUCCGCCGGCGUUUCUGCCCCACAAGUUGCACUUUCCGGAAAUGAUUUAGAAGAUAGAAAGAAGAUUUUUGAUGAAACUGUCGAACGAGUUCAGAAACAAUUCUUCGCUUAUCAUCGUGAGAAUGUGUGCCAAGACAAUGAAACAGAAAUCGUGAGAUGUCUUCAGGAGAACCCAGGACGUGUUUUGAAGUGUGCACCACUUACUGAGGCGUUCGAAAAAUGUGUUGGCGACUUCAGGCAACAAGUGCUCAAAGGGAAUUGA
Messenger RNA from Caenorhabditis remanei, 561 nucleotides. RefSeq lists its product as uncharacterized. Gene Ontology annotation, cellular component: MICOS complex. Bases 1 to 561 code for a protein of 186 amino acids. NCBI's taxonomy places the organism in Eukaryota, Metazoa, Nematoda, Chromadorea, Rhabditida, Rhabditidae. The transcript is spliced from 6 exons. Gene Ontology annotation, biological process: inner mitochondrial membrane organization. The record is from RefSeq and is a predicted model, not a curated record.